UGGGGAGGGGGUCACAUCGUCCAGACGCAGCCGAGGAGACGUCCCAAACAUUCAACCCAAAACUGUCGUCUGCCUCCACUUCAGCCCAAACUAACUCAGGCUUUUCAAACUGAAAUUUUACAAACUCUUUUGAAAUCUCCAGAGGACAUUUUGAGGGUCAGGAGGACGUUUUGACUUCUUUUCCAAACACCAGGACAGUGGUGGUGACAGUAAACUUUUAAACGUGUAGAUCAAAGCUGGAGAUGUGGAAGCAGACUGCAGUACACUGGAUGGUUCUGAGUUUUCUAGUCCAUUACGUCCAUGCUCAGAACAUAUCCACCACUACCAAUGUCACCACUGAGCUCAUCACAUCUACCAAACCUGCCACCAUAGUUCUUUCACCUGUCACCAUGGUAAUUACCCAGCACCCAACCAGCGCUGCUCGUGCCACUUUGAAAGAGAAUAUAAGUGUGCCCCCUAGCACCGCGGCUAACAUGAAGGAACCUACCAAGGUGUCUGGUAUCACCAUACUGACAACGCCCACUCCCACAACACAAAAGCCCUCUACUCCAUCUGCUAGUGAGGGCGCAGUACAGCCGCCAAGCAUCACCACUGUGUCAAAGCUACAGCAGCAGCCAGCAUCAACGACACCCAAGAGCGCUGAUCAGAGCACUCCUUCAAAGGUCAGGGCCACUACGCUGGACUCAAUUACUUCACUCAUCCCAGGUACCACCCCCAGACUGACCGAGGUCCAGACCACAGCACCCAAAGGCCAAACUCAGACACCCGAUACCAAAACACCCAUGACUACAGAGAAUCAGGCAACCAGGGUUACUCCCUCAGUUACCAACCUCCCUGUGGCUGCUUCUACAAAACAGGCAGGAAAGGACGACAAAGGAGCUGCAGGAACACCCACAGUGACCCAUAAACCCAGUCCAGACCAGGACCAGGGGUCCACACUGCCUCCUGGGACCUCCCCUCCUCAGACCUCCUCUAAAGCUCCCGCAGCAGUGACACAAGUUCCGAGUCUGAUUACCACCAAGUUCAGAGUUCAGACCAGAAUCCAGACCACCUCCUUCACCUUCACCACAGAGACCAUACCCUCUACAGAAGCAGCGCAGAAAAUAUUCUCUUUCUCGCUGAACAGUGGUCUUCAGCCUGGGGAGCAGAAGGAUUUGGUUACUGUAUGCAGACAGCUGAUGUCAAGUUAUGAGGAUGGAAAUUGCACCCUGACGUACCGCAAUGACAGCGGGAGGAUGCAGAUCGAUGCCGCAUGGAUGUCGGGCAAAGUGAAGCCUUCGAUCACCAGGCAGGCGUUUGACGACAUCUCAAAGAAGCCAACAAAUAGCCAGACUCUGAUUACCAUUCUGGCCUCAUGCGGCGCUCUGCUGCUCAUGAUCCUCAUCCUGGCUGUGUGCGCCUCCCACCACCGCAAGAGCUACAGUGAAAACCAGCGGCCCCUGACAGAUGAGCUGCAGGCGGUGGAGAACGGUUACCAUGACAACCCCACUCUGGAGGUGAUGGAGGCACAGGGGGCGGAGCCAGAGAAGAAGAUGGCGCUGAACCUGAACGGCGAGUUUAAUGACAGCUGGAUUGUUCCCAUGGACAACCUGCUGAAGGAAGAGGGGCCAGACGAGGAGGACACACACCUGUGAGGGAGUGGUGGGGUGACACAUAUGAUGUCAGUACACAGACAACGCCUGUGUCCGAAUGUCCAUACUAUUCCCUACAGAGGGCACUGUUUAGGGGUCACAACAUUUUUAGUACUGUCUGAAUGGAAUGAAAAACUGUACCUUGAAAAGUAUUGUCCAAAGUAGUGCCCCAUUAAAAGAGCAAUACUUUUCACAUCUCAGACAAAAAGCUGAAUUAACCAGUCUGUUUAUAUGAGAUCCAGUUUGACAUAAAUGUGUAUGAUUAUUAUUAGUCCAUAAAGACUUAGGUCAGUCCAAUCUGAUCAUUAUUUAUGACAAAAAUCAAGUUUUAUCAGGUUAGACUUAAGAUUUUUUUUCACCCUGACACCAGAGUCACAUGACCUGAAUGUAAUGAUCUGAGAGUGAAUCUCUGUGAAUGAGUCACUAUAGAGUCAGGGCUGUGGAGUGAAUGAGGGGUUAGGGGCUAGGGUGGACUUUCGGACACAGGUCACCGUCCAGGAGGGGUGACGUCAUGCGUGAGGGACUUGUGCUGCAAAAACUGAAAAGCUAUAAGAGUUUAAAUGUUAUAAACAGUUUUGUAUCAGUUUAGUUGAUUUGGUAUAGUGCUCAGCAGUGUCCACAAUUAAAUGUCCCAUUCACAUAAACUUUCUGAAUAAAAUGAGUUUUAAAGGUCUGAAAGCUCAGGCCUGAUCAGCUCUGUGUAUAAACCAUCGUUAAAAUAUUUCACUGAAUCUUUGGUUUUACAUGAGAUACGUUUAUGACUCAUACUUGAAUCUGAUUGGUCAAGGCAUCAAAACAUCAGAAUAUGCUAAAAAAUCUAACUUGAAUCCAAGUUAUCCAGUUUCGACGCCAGAUGCCUGUCCCUCCAAAAAAGCACAAAGCUCUUACCUCUUAGCAUCAAGACAGACUAUUUCUGAAAACAUACAAAAAGGCUGAAGUUUUUCUGUCAGCAUUGCCAUGUUUGUUGUGACUUGUUUGGGCGCUUGGCCUUAUUAUGUAUAUUGUAUACUUCAAGUGAUUUAAACUCUUGUAAGCUUUAAUUUUUGUGGUGCGACUGUGGAAUUAACAAAAUGGACUUUAAGCUUGUGCCUUAAAUAUAAACUUUUAUCUCUGAUCAGAGAAAGGGACUUCGCUAUUUUGGUAAAUGUAUAAAUUAUUCAUUAAAAUUUGAUUUUGCUUGUCCUAAAAACUCACAAAUCACUGUAUUAUUUCUGAACUUUUGGUUUCCCUCUGUAGAGCGCCCCCUGCAAUUCAGAGACGGUAAUGCCAGCUUGCCCUAAGUGUGUUUAUGGCACAUGUAUGAAGAUUUGAUAGUUUUUCAAAGCUCAGCUUUUUGGGCUGAUUUAAACUAGACACAGAAGGGUCUGAAUGUUUUAUACAGUAGAAACAACCAAAGCUUUACGCUCCUUUAAAGAAGAGGCAUUAUGCUAAAUCAGCUUUUUUUAAACUUUCUAUCAUGUUCUAACACUGUUCCCUCAUCAAAAACAUGCCUGAAGAGGUUUUAGAUGUCAUCCAUGCAUGUGUGAGUAAUCUAGCAAUAUCUAUCAGGCCAUAUUCAAAGCCUCCUUACAGUUAGCAAUACGAGCCGGCUCCGCCCACAAGCCUGCAUCACCCAUACUCUCUCACAACAAUUCUCCAUAAACAAAAACAGGAUACAAAACAAUGCCCUACAACUUCACAACCCUGAUGUGAUGUGCAGUAGUUUCAUUACUGGGAAACUUAGCACAAGGAGCAUAAUUAUUUUGUUGAUUAUAAACCACAAUAUUGAUCUAAAACAGAUCAUUUCAGAGAUUUUCAUUAUCAAGUUUUUAUUUUUGUGUGACUAUGUAAAUAAUAAACAAUCCCACUACAGAGUUGGGGCGGAGACAGAGGGUAGGUGAACUUUUGUGAGCACUCAAGCCUCAAAUGCAGGGCAAGACAGGACUCAAACAUGCAGGGAUCUAAAUACAGCUGUGAUCAUGAUGAGGGGGACACAUCUGAACAGGGUUAAAGCUGAAAAGCACAGUUUGCAGAAUAUAUCUGUUGGAGGAAGUGCACAGGACUUGAGUUUUUGUUAAAAGAGCAUUAUGCAACUUUUAUAGGGGAGGGUACACCACCUCCUUGUCUCCAUGGAGAUGUUAUCGCUUUACCUGGAAUGUUCCACAAUAUGGCAUUAAACCAAUCCAUCUCCAUGAAAGCAAACUGGUGACCAUCAGGCCAUGCCACAAGUCAGAUCUAUGCAAAGGAGAUCCCACUCCGAGAGUGCAUGUUGAACAGUCAAAACACUGAUUGUUAAAUAAAUGCAUAAAUGGAUAAGAAUAAAUGCAAGAUAGAUACAUCUAAUGCCGUAUUGUGGAUUAGUCUAGGCAAAGCAAAAAUAUAAAAAAUGAAAGCUCCUAUAUCACACAAAACUGACUCUUGUGAGGUUUAAGCCAUGUGAUAAUGCUGUUACCUCCUCAACAGACCUGGAGUUGUGUUUUGUUUCAUUCACACAUGUUUGAGUCACACUUUAUUAUUUGUCUACAUCUCCAAAGCUCAAAAUGCGACGUUCCACCUUGUGAUGUCCUGAAGUGGUAGUUUUCAAGUGAACAGGUCCUUUUCCUUUUAGUUCAGAAGAGACUGACAAUUCCAGAACUGAAAUUAUCCAAAUAAUUGUAGUGAAGGUGUAUGGUGUUUAAAAACAGUGCAGUACUCCCUGUAUUACCACAUGAUGACAUCACAAGGUGGAACAGAGUGUCUUCUGUUUGAGAGAACAACUCAAUCUAAAUCUGCAGAGUUUGUGUGUUAAACAUGUGUGAAUGAAACAAAACACAACUCCAGGUCUGUUUACGAUGAGGAAACAACAUUAGAACAAGAGAGAGAUAAUAGAGAAUAGUCUGAUAAGGGAAACCCUGGAGGAAAGCAGUUGAAAAUUUACAUAAUGCACCUUUAGAGGUCAGUGCUUUUCACAACCCUCCCUUUUCUUACUAACAUAUUUAUUCAAAAGAUAAACUGCUUUUGUGGUUUAAAACUGAAAACACUGGACAGCCUGGUGAUUCACUGAUUAGCUACAUUUCUGUGACCAAAGUGGGUGGAAUUCCAUACUUGCUAGGGCAGGAUUUGAACCUGCAACCCACUGGUCACUGGGCAAAUGAGUAAUGUAGUUCCACUGUUUAGAAGCUGAAGUUUGUUUGGUUUGUGCAGAGCUUCGAUGAGGGAAGCUAAGGACACAGCCAAUGAAAUGAUGUGUUUUUAUAAAUGUUACCUUAUCAUGAACACUGAUGAACGUUGUUUAUUUUUAUUUUUGAAGCUGAAAAUAUCAAGGACUCAGAAUCAAAGUGAAAAAGUGACAUAAUGGCUAAAACAAUAUUCAAAAUUUGAGGCAACUUGUAUAAAAACAAAACGUUUCAGGGUGUGUUUUUUUUUUUAUAAAUAUGAAAAUUUUCAACUUUGUCACCAAAUCUAAUCAUUUCCAAUUUUGAUUUAAAAAAAUGUGUGUAAGUUAUUUGGAAAAGUAUUUCUAAAGCUAAAUUGAAUAUUGUUAUGCUGCUGUUUUUUGUUGUAAUAUAGAGUUCAUGGCUCUAAUCACUAAUUGAAAUGAUCAGGUUAAACAUCUGGGAAUUGACCUUUUGGAUAUUCAUGUAAUCAACAGGCUAAAGUGACUCUUGCUCCAUCUGGGAGGCCAUUCUAGAAUCUGAAAACCACCAAUAGAAGGUGAUGUCUGAAACAAAGUGAUUUGCUUUAAAUAAUUCUCUCAAAAUUAUUGUGAAAAUGUAAACUAUUUUGCAAUAAUUGUGUGCCAAAAUGUCAUUGUUUACUUUGACGCACAGCCCUGAAAUGUUCUCCUGCUCUCACUCACUUCUCCCUUUAUUCUAAACCACUGUUAUGUAUUUACUGUCACUACGAUCUGAGCACGUUCGUGUUUUUGUGAGAAUCACUUUGUGUUUUUUGUCCAAAUGUUGUUGCCGUAUGUGUGGUAUUUAUAAUGUUUGCUCCUCAGCGAACAGCAGGGGUCUGACACACUGGAAACUGUAAAGAUGUUUUAAUAUUUGCAAAUAAAUACAAUAAAAAGUUGUUUUUUUUC
Messenger RNA from Periophthalmus magnuspinnatus, 5673 nucleotides. It is a transcript of the gene podxl, whose product is annotated as podocalyxin-like. The coding region runs from base 243 to 1634 and encodes 463 amino acids. Gene Ontology annotation, biological process: cell migration; positive regulation of cell-cell adhesion mediated by integrin; negative regulation of cell-cell adhesion. Gene Ontology annotation, cellular component: microvillus membrane; apical plasma membrane. The transcript is spliced from 9 exons. Lineage: Eukaryota; Metazoa; Chordata; Actinopteri; Gobiiformes; Gobiidae. The record is from RefSeq and is a predicted model, not a curated record.